Molecule: messenger RNA, 2046 nt
Organism: Armigeres subalbatus
Lineage: Eukaryota; Metazoa; Arthropoda; Insecta; Diptera; Culicidae
Exons: 6
Coding region: 1-1233 (410 amino acids)
Source: RefSeq, a predicted model, not a curated record
AUGGAGCGAAUGAAGGCGGGCCAGAAGACUUUUAAAAAGCAACUGGCGGUCAUGGGCAUGGAAAUGGCGGAUCUUUCAACAUCCAAGGUGCCCAAGGUGGAAGCUGACCCAGAAGAACGUCAAAAUGCUACAGAAGACGACGUGGACAGCGUUGAGGAGGACGAAAAUGCCGAUGAUAAAGUCUUCUUCGAAAUUAUUGAGCCGGAGCUCACCACUGGAGAAGGGAACCAAAUUGCGCGAUUCGCGGAAGAUUAUGAAGCGGGUGUGAAUGAAGGAAUUGACGACCUGCAAACUUUCCUCGAACUAGACAGCGGUGAUUUUGCACGUCUUAAGCUUUGCACCAAGGUCAUCAAGUUCAUCCAACGUGUGCAGAAGGAAUUUUACGAUGAUCCAGUACUUGAAGAAAGACUUGAGGAGUGUGACGAGGAUGUUCUAGAUGAAGUUCCAAGCGCUGUAGAAGAACCUGACGAGACACAGUACGAGGAAACAACGCCGGAUGGUAGUAAUGACUACCGAGGAAUUGUUCUACAAACAAUCAUUGACGUAAACGUUAUUUUCAAACGCACUUCAAAUGGUAGAGAAAUCAUCGAGCUACUAAAGGAAGGACUCAAACCGAAUGACAGCUGUAUGAGUGCAAUUAAACGGAUUCUAUGUGAUUACCUUAAAUCAGCAUUUGGAUUGCGUCCGUCGGCUUACCACAAAAACUUGCUCGCUAAGAGUCUUGUCCACACUUAUCCGGCACUGUCGUCAACAACAUUGGAUGUGCCGCAAGCUUUGUGGUUCCAUCCCAAUGGCCGGGGUAAACAUCGCCACAGUGGACGCUUGCAUUACCAUAUGGAAUACUUAGCAAGGACCUCAGGCAAUCGUAUCAUCAACCGACGUAAACUGCAAGUCGAGGAGAUCAAAAUUGAAGAAAAUGAUUCAGGAAUAUGUUCAGCACAAGACAUUGACCUGGACGCAGUGACUCAAGAACUAAAAUUCCUUUGUCCAGGACCAAAUACGAAACUACGCGCAGAAGAACUUUGGCAUCUAACCUUCCAUGAACGUCAGGAUUUACGCCUAAAAAAAACAUUCUUCACCUAUCUCGAGACGUAUCCGGUUGCAACCGCAUUUAAUGGUUGUAUGAUUUUGUUGGAAUUUCGUACAAUGCAUCCGAACGCACCUGACUUCACAAAAAAACUGAUUUGCAACCAAAAUUUAUAUCGCGCUAUUGCGAGCUCUUCAAAUACGUGAAAGAUGGUAAAAUGAAAUUAAUUGGAAUCUGAUGACAAAUAAUUUCACCUACAAUAACAUUUUUCGAUUUUAUUCGAAUGCUCAUGAUCGUGCGGCAGAAAAGUCCAAGCCGUGGAGCAAAGCGAACUCGAGAUGCAGAUUCAACGAAAGAUAACAUUCUGAAGGGAAUUGUAGAAUGGAUUAAGGUAUGUGUUUAUUUUUUCUUAUGAUAGCCCAAAUUAUUUAAUGAAAUUAUUUAGCGAGUCAAUUGGCCAAACUUAAAUAGUCCUUUGUGAUUGCUUGAUGAUUAUUGCCAUUUCACUAUCGGGUAAUCUAGUAUCGAGCUUAUUUUUUACAAUUGUUUUUUGCAUUACAGCCUGAAGAUCAGUAUCCGGAAUCGAAUGAGGUGCCGAUGCUUUACAUCAAGGGAAACUUUCUGGUGGAUCAACCGCUGCCAUUACAUGGAAACAACAUAAGAUUUUAAUGGAAUCAGACCUUAAACAUUGCUUCCGUGUGCUUUGUGAAUCUAUGAUAGUAUUCAACACUAGUUGUCAGCCUACAGAUAAGCAGUUCUAUGCGUUCAUUUCCAAUGCUCUUCUAGGAGUAGGUCAAUUAACUACGACAGGUGAACGUCUCAUGCAAAGUAUUGCUUAAUUUUGUUCUAUUUGAUUCACGUUCGCCUUCAAAAGGCUUUUAUUUCUAACGUAUUAAACAUAAUACGUUACCCCCGACAUUAAAAUGUUCGUUUUAAGUUGAAGCAUUAUCAAUAAAUAAAAGAUCUGAUUAACUAAACAGAACUGUAAUUAUUUAAUCUUGAAGCCACUGAUGUAAUGU